AUGACACAAAAUCGAUUUCCCAAUGAUCUUGAUCAUUGGCGGAGUGAACUUUUGACUAGUCAAGUACGCACACAGCCCAACGUGUUACCUCCUCUACAACAACAACAGCAACAAAUAGUAGCAUCGAAACAAAGAAAGAAGAAAAGUCCCGGUAGUCGAGCAGAUCAAUAUUUUCGACGAAGAUUAAAUCGACGAAAGUUGGAUGAUGAGACCAAGGCGUUGUUACUACAAACAAGACUUGAAGGAAAACAACAACAACAACAGAUUGUUCAUGAAAAAACAAUGGAAAUAAACCCAAUUGAUGAUCAAACCAUCAACAUGCCAGACGACGAACCAAUAAUGGAAUUUCAUGAUGAUUUUGAUGCAGAUGACGAGACAAAUAUUCAAUUCGAUAAGAGACAUAGGCAAUUCGUGAAAGAAUAUGAUGAUGAUUUAUUUGAUAUUGAGCAAUGUCCAAAGGUAGAUCAGAUUUUACUUGGUUUAACAGUUGGUGAACAAGGAAAACAACAAUAUUUAUCUGGAAAGUUAAGCCAUCUAUCGGCUACACAUCAAGAAUCCGAAAGUACUACUCGAGCAGCUGAUGUACUAUCGCGAAUAAAAACAGAUAACGUCGUCAUCUCCAGUCAAUUUUUACCAAAAUAUUUAUCACAUGAAAGUAAAGAAUUCGAUCGGAUGAUCCUCGGUCUCCGUCAACAAACUGGCACUAUUAUUUAUACGGAAGAAUUACGAGCUAUUGCAUUUCUCAUUGAUCAACUUCAACGUAUUGAAUUAGAAAAACGUCUUUAUACGACAUAUUUACGUUCUGGUCAGGGUACAUUAGUAGAAAAUCAACAACCAUCACUACCAAUGUGGCCUAGUGAACUAAAAUUAAAAAUGAUUGCAGAAAAUCAAACGAAAGCCACACAUCCGAACGAAAUCUAUCAGGAUGAGUGUGUAAAAUACGUAGAGAAAAUUCUAGACAAAUAUAGAAGUAAGAUGUCCGACUACCAAAAUCAAUUAGAAGAGAAAAAGCGACAUUUACGCAAUCGCUGGACAAGUAGAAUUGAAGAAACUAUUACGAAAUUUGUUCAAGACUAUAAGAUUAUUCUAUAUCAAAUACCUAUUGAAAAAGAAAUCAUCCGUAUUGAAUAUGAUUUUUUUGAUCGAUUAUCCGAACUUGAAUUCUAUAGUGAAAAUUCAAAUGUGUAUCAAAAACACCUAUUCCAAUAUCUUACACAAACGAAAUUUGAUAUGGAGAAAUCAAAACUAGAACUUGCUCUAUUAAAACAGCGUAUCACUCAUAAUCAUCUACCAACAUCAUUUGAUACACUCGAAAUAUCGAUACCUAGACGAAUACAUACCAUAAUCGAUACGGAAACAGCUCAAUCUCUAAAAGAUCGAUACGAUAAAAUUUUACAACGAACAAAAGCUGAUAUGAUACAGGUUUAUCUUGAAGCUGCUGAAGUUCGAGCAAAUCAAUGUCGAUUAGAGUUUAAUAAUGCAAUGAAUAAAUUAAAAGAAAAUGAAUCUACACAUCUAUCCGAUAAAAUAUUAACUAAAGUUAUGUUCGAUAUUAUGAUAAAACGUUUCAACAAUAUUAGUGAACACCUUGUAUCUGUCUACAAAUUAAAACUUCGUGCUUUCACCAAACUUCGAACAGACAACAAAUCCAAUUGA
Rotaria sordida is the source of this 1656-nucleotide messenger RNA. The record is from the annotation of a GenBank genome assembly. NCBI's taxonomy places the organism in Eukaryota, Metazoa, Rotifera, Eurotatoria, Philodinida, Philodinidae.